This is a messenger RNA of Caenorhabditis auriculariae, 5354 nucleotides long. Lineage: Eukaryota; Metazoa; Nematoda; Chromadorea; Rhabditida; Rhabditidae. The record is from the annotation of a GenBank genome assembly.
AUGGGGAAUUUCUGUCAUUUCAUAGUAUUUCUAUCGACCGAUUCGUAGGUUGCCAGACCAAGUCCUUAAAUAAAAAUUUUUAGUCGUCGAUUUCGCGAAAAGAAAACGAAAAUGUCAAAAACUGAGUCGUCAAAGAAGAAAAAGAAGGAGACUUUUGAGAAAACGGAUGAUAAGAAGAAACAUGGUUCUGGUGAAAAAGUACAUUUGUUUUCUUUCUUGAUUAAAAAAUUCGAGCGAUAAAAUUCAGAUGAAGACAGAAGAUGAAAACGUUGCGAUAGCUGACGUGAGAACUCCCUUUUUUCAGACUGUAGCUGAGAUUUCAGAUUGACCCAAACAAGUUCACGAAAGACAUAAAGAAAGAAAAACGCGAAAGCUUCAAGGUCACCGAGUUCAUAGCCAAACAUUUCCGAGAUGGGAGUAAAAGCCAGGAGUACGAUGUGAGCUUUUCGCUGUGAGACCUGCGAAUUCUGCUCCUUUUAGGUUGACGAGAUCCAUCUUCUGCUGGAUUUGGUCGAUCAAGAAAUGCGGGCCGGACCCUCGUUAGUUGAAGUUAGUGCAACAAAGUAAAAUAUGGAAAAUGAAGCCUUAGAAAAAAAGCAGACUUGUGUGACGAUCAAAAGAGAAAGGCCUGGUUUUAUACGCUUGCAACCCUUUUUUAACGUGUUCGGAUAAAAAAUGAGGAAAUUUUUCAUACCACGGAACUUUGGUAGAAAGAUUAAGAUAGUGCAAGAUGUUGGUCUCCGCAAACUUAAUUUCAAUGCUUAGGGUCCGCGAGCCAUUUCUUCAAAACGAUUCAAAAAAUAUGUUUUUCACACUCUUCGAUAGAGGAGACUGUCCAUUUUCAUAAUCCGUUUAGUUUUUGAAAAAAGGUCCACUAAGAAAAAAGUUAUGGCCAGAAAACUAGCGCGCGCGGCGUACAACUGGAGGCAAAAUCUCACGGUUUACCCGCUGCCGCACGCUUUCUUUUUAAUUGUUUUUGUGCGUUUCUGGACCGUUUUUGAAUCGGUUUUCUGUUCUGAGAGGUUGUCCGGACUGAGCCUCAUGUUUUGGUAUAGAUCUUUUGUAUAACUCUCAUAAGAAUUUUUUUACAAAAAUAUCAAAAAAACUACUUAGAAAAAAAGGUCAGAAGGAAUUUUUCAACUUAUUUUUUUCUUUUUUUCUAAUCAGAAAAAAAUUAUUAUCAUUUAGUUUGGAAAAAAGAAAAAAAUGAAAAAAAUAAUGUUAUUUCGAAAUAAAAACAGGAAAAAGUGCAAUUUGACUCCGAAAAAAACGGCUCCUGCAACAUUUAAAAUGGCGCAUUGGUGUGUUUGACGCAAACACAGCUACGAAUGCUUGCACGAAUUCUUCCAAAAAUUUCAAAAAAAGUUGCCAUUUUUUUCGAGGGUUUUUCAAAGCCGUUAUUUUUUUCGCGUCGUUAGAUUUUUCAUAAUUUUUUUCAUUGAUAGAGUUUUUGAACGCUUAAUAACAUAAGCAAAAAAAUAUAGACGCGAUCCUAUUCUCUCAUGCGUCAACGAGGCAGGCGAAAAAAAGGAGGUUUUGGUAAAAUUCAAAUAUAAUUUAAUUCGCUGUCCCAAUAAUUAAUUUCAUUCUAAAUUUUUAUUUUUGAACACAUUGUGAGUUUUUAAAUCAAAUAAAAAGUAUACCAUGUCGCUGAAAUUUUUUCGCAUUUCAGCUUCAAAGUUUGGUGUCACUUUACAAGCUUUAAUAUUUUUUUCGCGUCGUUAGAUUUUUUAAAAUUUUUACUCGAAAAAUAAAGAAAGUGUUAAUAUAUAACAUGCUCAAAAUUUAGAAGCGUUCCUAACUUGGUUUUCUGAAACGCGACGAUUUUGUGAAACUUGUCAGUUUUUUUCGUGUUAAAUCUUACUUUUUCGCUUAUUUUUGAAAAAUACAUAGUUUUAAAAAUAUUCAGUCUUGUAGAGCGUUGUCGAUUACAUAGAUUAACAGAAACAGUUCAUUUUUUUAAAGUGGGACUUUAGCUUGUAUAAACGCCUCAAAACCGUUUCUGCAACAAAAAAAUCGUCAUUUUGGUGGCAUGAAGGGGCGGGGCUUUGCGCCCCCUAUCAAUGCUUCUAGCCGAUCGUGGUAUGAAAUUUUCGAAAUUUAUUUGGCAUUUCAAUUUUUCUUCAAUCUGAUUUUAGUGUCAUUUGUCUCAAUUUAUUCUAAGUUUGAACUAUAAUUCAAAGAAAAUUUUGUUAAGUUUACAAGUUGCUCAAAGAGAAGACUCUCUGCUGAAUCAUGGAAGAAUUGAAGAAUUUUUGGUCGGUUCGCGGAGCUGUCGUUGAUCAAGAACAGCGCGUAGAACAUUUUGCCCUUCUUGAGAUAGUUGUAGACGAGUUUUGAGCGUUCCGACGGCCAGCUGUUUCUUCAUGUUCCUACAAUCCAAUAUUAAACGUUUCUAGAAGAGAAAGAAGUUAACUUACAAGGGGUUUUUUUUUUCUAAGGAUAAGGUAGGUCCGCAAGCCAUUUCUUCAGAACGAUUCAAAAAAUAUGUUUUUCACAUUGUUCGAUAGAGGAGACUGUCCAUUUUCAUAAUCCGUUCAGUUUUUGAAAAAAGGUUCACUAAGAAAAAAGUUAUGGCCAAAAAACGAGCGCGCGCGGCGUACAACUGGAGGCAAAAUCUCACGGUUUACCCGCUGCCGCACGCUUUCUUUUUAAAUGUUUUUUUGCGCGUUUCUGGACCGUUUUUUUAAAUCGGUUUUUCUGUUCUGAGAGGUUGUCCGAACUGAGCCUCAUGUUUUGGUAUGAAUCUUUUGUACAAUCCUCAUAAGAAUUUUUUUGAUAAAAUAUCAAAAAAACUACCUAGAAAAAAAGGUCAAAGGGAUUUUUUUCAGCUUAUUUUUUUCUUUUUUUCUACUCAGAAAAAAAUUAUUAUCAUUCGAUUUGGAAAAAAAGAAAAAAAUGAAAAAAACAAUGUUAUUUCGAAAUAAAAACAGGAAAAAAAGUACAAUUUGACUCCGAAAAAAACGGCUCCUGCGACAUUUAAAAGGGCGCAUCGGUGUGUUUGACGCAAACACUGCUACGGACGUUUGCACGAAAUCUUCCGAAAUUUCAAAAAAAUUGCCAUUUUUUUCGAGGUUUUUCAAACCCGUUAUUUUUUUCGCGUCGAUCGAUUUUUUUCAUAAUUUUUUUUCAUUUGAUAGAGUUUUUGAACGCUUAAUAACAUAAUCAAAAAAAUAUAGACGCGAUCCUAUUCUCUCAUGCGUCAACGAGGCAGGCGAAAAAAGGAGGUUUUGGUAAAACUCAAAUAUAAUUUGAUUCGCUGUCCCAAUAAUUAUUUUCAUUUUGAAUUUUUUUAUUUUUUUGGACACACUGUUAGUUUUUUUAAAAUCAAAUAAAAAAAGUAUACCAUGUCGCUGAAGUUUUUUCGCAUUUCAGCUUCAAAGUUUGUGUCACUUUACAAGCUUUAAUAUUUUUUUCGCGUCGGUAGAUUUCUAAAAAUUUAGAAGCGUUCCUCACUUGGUUUUCUGAAACGCGACGAUUUUGUGAAACUUGUCAGUUUUUUUCGUGUUAAAUCUUACUUUUUUUCGCUUAUUUUUUUGAAAAAAAUACAUAGUUUUAAAAAAAUAUUCAGUCUUGUAGAGCGUUGUCGAUUACAUAGGUUUUCAGAAACAGUUGAUUUUUAAAGUGAGACUUUAGCUAGUAUAAACGCCUCAAAACCGUUUUUGCAACAAAAAAUCGUCAUUUUGGUGGCGUGAAGGGGCGGGGCUUUGCGCCCCCUAGGAUAAGGAAAUCCGGUAGCUUGUGCAAUUAAAAUAUACUUGUGAAAUAUUUCAGGUGAGAGCGCCGAUAAACGUGUGUGGCGACGUGCACGGCCAAUACUCGGAUCUUAUGAGGAUUUUCAAGGUAAAAGUCACCGGAAUCUCUGUUUCACCUCUGGAUCCACAGACGUGUGGCAAGCCGAUGACACAGAAGUACCUGUUCCUGGGAGACUACGUGGACCGGGGACGACACUCUUUGGAGGUGAUCUGUCUGUUGUUCGCCCUUCGAGUCCAACUCCCCAAAAAGGUCUUCCUUCUACGCGGCAACCACGAGAUCGUCUCCAUCAACAAGUUCGCCCCGCUGCAGUUCCCCCACAGAAACUUGCCAGGUCGUACGGAUUCGAGGGCGAGCUCAAAAUGCGGUACAAGAGUCGCGCUUUCGAGCUCCACGAGCACUUCAACAACGUCUUCGCCUACAUGCCUCUCGCUGGACUCAUCCACGGCCGGAUUCUCUGCAUGCACGGAGGUGGAAAUACUUCUGGUGCUCAUUGAAAGGACAUUUCAGGACUUUCCCCACAGCUGAACAGUUUUGACGAUAUUCGAAAGAUUGAAAGACCUCUGAAACACGUCAAAAGAUGCGUAAGUUCUUUUCAAAGUUUCAUUUGACUUGAAAAAUCUUCCAUUCAACGACAUUACAUGGUUGAUGGUCAAGUAAUUUUUGAAUGUCUAUUGAGAAUUCCAGUAAGAGCCUUAGAAGGACCCCUCAUUUGAGCAAGGGACAAUAACUUGAAAACUGAAUUUCGUGAUGUGAACGGAAAAGUCUUUGGCGGCUCUGUUCAUGUGGUGGAUCUUCAGCCUCUUGCACAAGACUUACUCUGGGCGGAUCCAGAGCCGGGCGUCCAGGGCUACAAAAGAAACGCCAUACGAGCAGUGUCGCACAUCUUCGGCGAAGACGCCGUUCACGAAAUGUGCAAGCGGCUCAACAUCGACUUGAUCAUCCGAGCUCAUCAGGUUCUGUCGUUCUUCAGAAGUCUCCAAAAAAGAAAGAGCUUUUAAAACGAUUCUUUGUGAAACUUUUUUCGUUUUAGAUCUUCUAAGACGAUAUCUUUUUAAUGAUAAGUUAAGCCAACUGCAACAAGACCGCGACGCUUUGAACCAAUCCAAAUGUGACCGUUCCGAGUUCAAAAGACUUCCCAUGGGAAACAAAGCCAACAGCGCUAAUUGAAUCUUCUUGCAACGCGGCUUUUCUUCUUUGCCUAGUCUAUCAAAUUCCAGGUAGUCGAGUAUGGAUACGCUUUCUUUGCCAAGAAGUCCCUUCUAACUGUUUUCUCCGCUUCUCGGUACCACGAAGAGUUACACAACUACGCCGCCGUUGUCAAGGUUCGCCAUGAGAGACUUUUUCUUCGCCUUUUUGUUUACCUGGCAUUUCAGGUGAAUGCUGACCUCGAACUGACAUUUGCGCAGUUGAAACCGCUCGAAUUCGAGUGGUACCGGGAUGAGAAAAAGAAGAAUGGGGUUAGAAUUUCGAACUUGUUCUUUGAACGCAGCCCAAAGAUCAUUUCAAACCUUUUUCUGAUGUUUCAGGAAACAGGAGAUGAUGAACAGGUCACAAGCAACGAGGCAACAACAGAUAGAAAAGAAAAAGAAGCGAAAUAA